Messenger RNA from Populus trichocarpa (black cottonwood), 1500 nucleotides. Its product is annotated as guard cell S-type anion channel SLAC1. The record is from RefSeq and is a predicted model, not a curated record. Gene Ontology annotation, cellular component: membrane. Lineage: Eukaryota; Viridiplantae; Streptophyta; Magnoliopsida; Malpighiales; Salicaceae. Gene Ontology annotation, molecular function: voltage-gated monoatomic anion channel activity. Gene Ontology annotation, biological process: transmembrane transport; intracellular monoatomic ion homeostasis; stomatal closure.
AUGGCGAGGUAUCAGUUCGGCUGGGAGAAGGUGAUGUUGCAGGAGAUCCCAAUUGAGGCAACACUGUUAUGGAAACUUUCUGGUUCCCAGGCUCACAGUGUUUGGCCACACCACAAAUGUAACCAUUUAUUUCCAGGAGUUGAGAGUGGAAUCACAUCAUUUCCUGUAGUCAAGGGCACGAUAUCAUCAGCUGCCUUGCACUCUUGGAAUCCAGUUCCGUCAACUCUCAACACAUUGUGUGCUCCUGCUGAUUAUGAGGACAUUCUCCUUCCCAGAGAUAAGAAAUGGCCUUUUCUCCACAGAUUUUCAAUCGGUUGCUUUGGUUUUUCAUGGAAGUGUCUUAGUAGCCAAGCCGUCUUAUGGCGUGCACUUGCAGCAAGUCCAGCUACCCAGUUUCUCCACAUAAUACCAUUCAUCAACCUUGCCCUCUGGCUCUUAGCUCUUGCGAUCCUAAUUUAUGUUUCUUUCACCUACAUUCUCAAAUGCAUAUUCUACUUUGAAGCUGUCAAGAGAGAGUACUUUCACCCUGUCCGUGUCAACUUUUUCUUUGCUCCAUGGGUUGUGUGCAUGUUCCUGGCCAAUAGUGUACCCCCUCUGCUAGCACCUGAAAAUUUGCAUCCUGCCCUUUGGUGCGCCUUCAUGGGACCUUACUUCUUCCUUGAGCUCAAGAUCUAUGGCCAAUGGCUAUCAGGUGGAAAGAGGCGUCUUUGCAAGGUAGCUAAUCCAUCUUCUCAUCUCUCUGUAGUUGGAAAUUUUGUUAGGGCAAUUUUAGCCUCUAAAGUUGGGUGGAAGGAGGCAGCUAAGUUGUGGGCAGUAGGCUUUGCACAUUACCUUGUGGUGUUCGUCACAUUGUAUCAGAGAUUGCCAACAAGCGAACCAUUGCCUAAGGAGCUCCAUCCCGUGUACUCUAUGUUCAUUGCAGCCCCAUCUCCUGCAAGCAUUGCUUGGGAAACUAUAUAUGGUGAUUUUGAUGGGCUGUCUAGGAUACGUAUCAACUUUUUCACAGGGUUCGGGUUUUCAGUGGCAUUGUGGUCUUAUACCUUCCCCAUGACAACAGCAUCAGUGACAACAAUCAAGUACGCAGAGAAUGUCCCUGGUGUUCUAAGCAAGGGCCUUGCACUUGCACUUUCUUUCAUGUCAUCAACGAUGGUGGUGGUAUUGCUUGUAUUCACCCUUCUGCACGCUUUUGUUUGGCACACAUUAUUUCCCAAUGAUGUUGCCGUUGCCGUUGCCAUUGCCAUGAAAAAGAGAAGACUCGUCAAGGAAAAGAAACCCUUCGAGGAAGCCUGUGAUAUAUAGCUAUGGGCAAAGCAGGCUCGUAUCAAGCACAAUUCGGCAAACAAGGAUUUUAGUGGAGAGAAUGAAAUGGGCUCUUCUUCAAGCACAUUACCUUAACAUAUGUUAACGCCAAAUCUAAUAUAAUUUGUAAAGGCUUUGAUCAUUGUUCAUUAUGUCAUAUGGAUUGUGAACCAAAAAUGAAAGAACUGCAAUUUAGAAAUA